AUGGCAGAUUCUGCUAGUGAAUCGGACUCGAGCAGCAUAGAUGGGGGCCCCAUCAUGAUGCCGCCAAGCCCGGUCACUAGAGAACAACUGCAAAAGCGCAUAGAGAGUCUUCAACAGCAGAAUAGAGUACUCAAAUGUGAGCUAGAGACAUACAAACUGAGGGUGAAGGCUUUACAGGAAGAGAAUAGAGAUUUGCGUAAAGCAUCUGUAAUAAUACAAGCUAAAGCAGAACAAGAAGAAGAGUUCAUCUCCAACACUCUCCUGAAGAAGAUCCAAGCGCUCAAGAAAGAAAAGGAAUCUCUCGCGCACCACUAUGAGCGGGAAGAAGAGUGCCUCACCAACGAUCUGUCCAGGAAGCUGACGCAGCUGCGACAGGAGAAGUGCCGACUCGAGCAGACGCUGGAGCAGGAGCAGGAGUGCCUCGUCAAUCGGCUGAUGAGGAAGAUCGAGAAGCUGGAGGCGGAGACGCUCGCCAAGCAGAGCAACCUCGAACAACUCAGACGAGAGAAGGUCGAACUGGAGAACACGCUGGAACAAGAGCAAGAGGCGCUGGUCAACAAGCUGUGGAAGCGCAUGGACAAGCUCGAGGCCGAGAAGCGCAUGUUGCAAAUCAAGCUGGACCAGCCCGUCUCCGAUCCGGCGAGUCCGCGCGAGAUCAGCAACGGCGACGCCGCCUCCAAUCUGAGCGCGCACAUCCAGACGCUCAGAUCGGAGGUGGCUCGGCUGCGCUCGAGUCUGGCCGUCAGCCAGCAGGAGCAUUCGCAGAAGAUGCAGCGGUACGUCCAGGAGGAGCGCAACAUCAAGGAGGAGAAUUUGAGGCUUCAGCGGAAAUUGCAAUUGGAAGUAGAGAGACGCGAGGCAUUGUGUCGCCAUCUCUCUGAAAGCGAAAGUUCCUUAGAAAUGGAAGAAGAGAGACACUACAAUGAACAAGUUUUGGGCGUUAGGCAGCAUACCGUUUCUCCGGUCCCCGUUUAUAAUCCCUCUCCGAGUCACAGCAGACCUUUGAGCCCAGGUCUGUCGACGAUCCAAGUUCCUUCGCCGCGCGACUCGCUGGUCGCCUGCCCGCCGCGCUGCCACUCGUGCGGCCAGAUCCUCACGGCGGCCGCGUGCGCCUCGGCGGCCGCCCUGCACGCGGCGGGGGGCGGCACGGGCAGCCCGCCCGCCCCUCACCGCCGCCCUUCGGAGCGGUUCGUCAAGCCGGCCGUGCCGGCGCCGCAGCAGCCGGCCAGUCCGAUGGACACGUCGGGCAACAAGGACUGA
Messenger RNA from Phaedon cochleariae (mustard beetle), 1260 nucleotides. The record is from the annotation of a GenBank genome assembly. NCBI's taxonomy places the organism in Eukaryota, Metazoa, Arthropoda, Insecta, Coleoptera, Chrysomelidae.